UCGGCCCGUCGGGGGCUGCCGGCCGGGCCGCCCGCAGGCGGGUGAAUCGAGUACCGAGCGACGGCGGCAGCGCCGCGGAUCAGUGACGUCGUCUCGCUGCGGCGACGCCGGGGGGAGCGAUGGCGGCGGCGGAGAGAGCGGGCGCCGUGGGUCGCGGUCCCCGCCGAAAGCGGCUGUGGAGGCCCGCGUUGCUGCGCGACGUUGUGGGCAGCGUCCAGGAGGGACGAGGAUUUGCAUUUCGGAGAAAACAAAAGAUCAAAAGACAGUACAGGAAAUUAUUAAAAAAGGGAAGAAAGGUCUCUUCACAACAGGAUGAUCAGUUUACUGAUACUUAUCCAGAGCACUUGAAACAUCUUUAUCUAGCUGAGGAAGAAAUGCUUAAGAAACAGCGCAGGACUCCAAAUGAUUCAGUUUUAUCAGAAGAAAAACUUAAUAAAGCAGUAGAGUCAGUUAUGACUGAAGGGAAGUUUAAGAAGAAAACGUCCAAUCAGAAGGCAACAGAAGAGUAUGAGAAAAUAAGGGCUGAGCGUGCUAGAAAGAAAGAGGAAGCAGAAAAAAGAAAACAGCAAAGAGAAGCAGCUCAGCGGUUGUACAAGCAAAAGAAAAUGGAAGCUUAUAAAAUAUUGAGUAAGAAGACAAAAAGAGGACAGCCAAAUCUAAAUUUACAAAUGGAGUUUCUUCUUCAAAAAAUAGAGCAAAAUACAUAAAUCUCUGCAUACAUGUUAAUAGCAGAUUUUGAGUUACCUGUGGACAUUUUACUAAAUUUCUUUUAAUAAAUAAUGUCUUUUUGCUUCUAUAUGACUUGUUAUUGGCUUGAUUUAUCUCAUCAGUCCAACAAUGGAGGAUACUUAUCCUCAAAAUAUGUAUUCUGUGCUGAGAGGGAGAGAGAUCUGGUACCUUGAAAAUAAAUGGUCUGUAUUUCUAAACUUAAAUUCUGUUAGCUAUGUAAUCUCCUCAAUUCCAAAUCAUUAGAGCCUAGUACCAUCUGAACAUGAAUCUAUGUAGAGUAAAGCGUUUGAUCUAACACUUCCUGCAACUGUGACUACUAAAAUGAUGCUUAUUUGAGAGGAGUAAAAUGAUACAUGCAACAUAAUUGAUAUCUCAUGAACUGCCAAGGCUAAGAGUGUGUUUUGUGUGCUGUUGGAUAGGAUUUCGCCCAUGGAAACAUAAACUGUACUUGGAUGGCUAUUACUUAUGAUUCUUCACAAAGAAUAAAACUUGCCAAAGGUCCAAAAAA
Tyto alba (common barn owl) is the source of this 1237-nucleotide messenger RNA. RefSeq names its product coiled-coil domain containing 59 (gene CCDC59). The record is from RefSeq and is a predicted model, not a curated record. The transcript is spliced from 4 exons. Lineage: Eukaryota; Metazoa; Chordata; Aves; Strigiformes; Tytonidae. The coding region runs from base 120 to 707 and encodes 195 amino acids. Gene Ontology annotation, cellular component: nucleus.